This is a messenger RNA of Paralichthys olivaceus (Japanese flounder), 1546 nucleotides long. The record is from RefSeq and is a predicted model, not a curated record. Lineage: Eukaryota; Metazoa; Chordata; Actinopteri; Pleuronectiformes; Paralichthyidae.
ACGAGCCGCGCAUCCGCAACACCGAGGAGGGUGGUGCGGUGUCAGAGCCUGCAGGAAUCCAGAAAGUCCACACACGAGGCAAAAUGCGCUGAGGGGACGUCUGCGUGGAGCUCGGUUUGAUGACCAAGAGGUUUCCUCAUACGACACUGACACGAGUCCGGAAAGAGGCAGAAGAAACGACGCAGACAAGUUGUGAUUCCAGAGGAAAUCCGAGAGGGAGAUGAAUACCAACGAUGCCAAGGAGUACCUCGCGCGGCGGGAGAUACCUCAACUAUUUGAGAGCCUGCUGACAGGUUUGAUGUACUACCGGCCCGAUGACCCCAUCGACUACCUGGAGGCCUGUCUGAUGAAAGUCAGGGAGCUGGGAGGACCAGACAAGGUGCGAUGGGACACCUUUGUGGGCCAGGAGAAGAAGUCCCUUCCCCCUCUCAACGGGGGCCAAUCACGCAGGUCCCUCUUCAGAAAUGUGUUGCCCGACAGUCCCAAUUUCCCCUACAGACGCUACGACCGCCUCCCUCCCAUCAGCCAGUUCUCCAUCGAAAGUGACUCAGACCUGUCGGAGACGGCGGAGCUCAUAGAGGAGUACGAGGUGUUCGAUCCGUCGAGACCACGGCCCAAAGUUAUCCUCGUCAUCGGUGGCCCUGGCAGCGGCAAAGGAACACAGAGCCUGAAGAUUGCCGAGCGCUAUGGCUUCCAGUACGUGUCCGUGGGCGAGCUGCUGAGGAAGAAGAUGAUCCACAACGCCACCAGCAACAGAAAGUGGAGCCUGAUUGCUAAAAUCAUCACCAAUGGAGAGCUGGCACCGCAGGAGACCACGAUAACCGAGAUCAAGCAGAAGAUUAUGAAGACCCCCGACGCUAAUGGAAUCGUCAUAGAUGGGUUCCCUCGAGAUGUCGGACAGGCCUUGUCCUUCGAGGACCAGAUAUGCUCUCCUGACCUGGUGGUGUUCCUGGCCUGCACCAACCACCGCUUGAAGGAGAGGCUGCAGAAGCGAGCCGAGCAGCAGGGACGACCCGACGACAACCCCAAGGCCAUCGACCGCCGUCUGACCAACUUCAAACAAAACACCAUUCCUCUGGUGAAAUACUUCCAAGAGAGGGGCCUUAUUGUCACGUUGGAUGCCGACCGAGAUGAAGAGGAGAUCUUCUGUGACAUCAGCAUGACUGUGGACAAUAAGUUGUUUCCUUCCAAAGAGCCUGCAGCUGGUCCCAGCGAGCUGGACCUCAGUCUACUGGGUGACACCAGCAGCCUGGCAGAUGUUGCUUGCAAAUACAGCGAGGUGGAAGAGGAGGAAGACAUUGGUUAUGCUGAAGGAGCAGCAGACAGUUAUAGCACAGAACACAGGAAACCAAAGGUCGUCUUCAUGAUUGGUGGUCCAGGUUCAGGAAAGUCGGUCCAGUGCCAGCGGAUGGAGGACAGGUUGGGCCUGCGUCACAUGACCCUGGGUGACCUGCUGGGUAACGAGCUGCAGUCUCGCAGCGACAGAGGACGCCACCUGCAGGACGUCCUGGAGAGAGGAGAGCAGCUGCCCAAGUCAGUCCUGUAA